Xiphophorus maculatus (southern platyfish) is the source of this 2172-nucleotide messenger RNA. RefSeq names its product lysine demethylase 8 (gene kdm8). Gene Ontology annotation, cellular component: nucleus. The transcript is spliced from 8 exons. The coding region runs from base 112 to 1347 and encodes 411 amino acids. The record is from RefSeq and is a predicted model, not a curated record. Gene Ontology annotation, molecular function: histone H3K36 demethylase activity. NCBI's taxonomy places the organism in Eukaryota, Metazoa, Chordata, Actinopteri, Cyprinodontiformes, Poeciliidae.
GGAAUGUUUUUGCUGUGUCACCCGCAGCCGAGCUGUGCUUCGCAGUCCAGAUUGUGAUGGAUUUACACUGUAUAUGAGGCAAUAAGAGAGCGUAGAACAUUCAUCUCGUCCAUGGCAUCUUUGUGGACAAAAAUCUCAGCCACCCUGCCUCCUAAUAAAGAACAGUUUCCGCUGCAGUUUAGUGAUAAAGUGGUGUUAAGCGUGGUGGAGAUGCUGGAACGGGCCCGGCAGCAGCUGUACGUCGACACGUCGAGCGCCAGCCGAAUUCUCACUGCUCAGAUCAUUUUGGACUAUUCAUGGGAGAGACUUAACAUGGGAACAUGGCGCCAUGUGGACAAAGAGUGGAGGCGGGUUUACUCGUAUGGCUGCCUGUUCAAAGCAGCCGCGAUCUGUCGAGGAAGUCCAUCAGAGGAGGAGAUCUUGCAGGCCAUCAGGACAUGUGACAUGGGUUUGCUGAUGGGUGCGGCCAUCAUGGAAAAUAUACUUCAGGUCAUCGUUCGAAUUCUGCAAAGGGAAAUAAGGACAUUGGCUAAAGAAGAAGAUAAUCAUGAAAACAUCGAGGCAAAGAAAAGGAAGAUUGCAAGCCCACAUGUUGGUCUAAUCAAAGACGAGUUGUCAGUUCCCAGAAUUAAGUGUCCUUCACUGGAAAGCUUCAAUGCAAACUACCUCCUUCCCCUCAAACCAGUGAUUUUAGAGGGGAUAACUGACCACUGGCCUGCCCUCAACAACCAUCCCUGGAGCAUCGAGUACCUGAGGUCCGUGGCCGGCUGCCGGACAGUUCCCGUCGAGGUGGGCUCCCGUUAUACAGACGAGGACUGGUCACAAACACUGCUUACCGUCAAUGAGUUCAUCGACAAAUACAUUUUGAAUAAAGUUCAAGAGUCUGAGAGUGAUCACAAAGCUGUGGGUUAUCUCGCUCAACAUCAGCUUUUUGAUCAGAUCCCAGAAUUAAAGGAAGACAUUCGCAUCCCGGAUUAUUGCUGUCUUGGUGAAGGAGAUGAAGAUGACAUCACUGUAAAUGCGUGGUUUGGACCCAAGGGUACGGUAUCUCCUCUUCACCAAGAUCCCCAGCAGAACUUCUUGGCUCAGGUAGUGGGAAACAAAUACAUACGGCUGUAUUCCCCAGAGGACACAGAGAAGCUUUAUCCUCACGAAUCCCAGCUUCUUCACAACACCAGUCAGGUGGAGGUGGAGAGUCCAGAUGCUGAACGCUUCCCUGAGUUUGUGAAGGCACCGUACCUCGAAUGUGUCUUACAGCCUGGAGACGUGCUAUUCAUCCCUGUCAAAUACUGGCACUAUGUCCGAUCUUUAGAAAUCAGCUUCUCCGUCAGCUUCUGGUGGUCAUGACUUUAUUUCAUAAUAAAACACGUUUACUCUCAAUUUCACUAAGAGUUUUUACCCAAUGGGAGGCUAAUUUCCUAUAAUGCUACAUCAGACAAACCUUUGAACACUGAACACACACUGCUGAAUGACUAGAGUCAUUUUAGUUGCUGAUGACUGAGACAACAUUUACUGUGUGCAAAGCUAAAUGCUGCACAAACUAACCAAAAAUCCUACAGUUAUUAGUCAGCUGAAUUGAUAUUAUUCUCUUUGGAAAUUGGCUUAUUUAAUUGUCUACUCCACCUCAUUCAUCCAAAUAUCCUACAACGUGUGAUUUCCAUAAUUCUAGGAAAAUGAGACAAGUCCUCAAAUUUAAUAACCGAGCGAGCUACAGGUACAGAACAGUUGUAACUCUGAAUAAACCGACAGUCGGAGGCAAUCAAGCAGGUCACAGAAGGAAAUGAUUGAAAUAAAUGAACCAAUCUCUUGGGCAUACACAGACUCCGAAAUUAAAACAGCCUCACUGGAUAAAAGCCCUUAUAGUGAAAACUCAUUCUCUCGCAUCUAAAAACACAAUAACUGACAACACAGAGCGCAUGCUGCGCUUUUCAAGGCCCCAGUCGUGUAUGCUGCAAGUCCAUUUCAAUCAGAUCCACCUAUUAGGACUGUGAGGAAGUGGCAAAAUGAAGCAGAUAAGCCCCCGUGUGCACAUUUGUUCAAGUUAUCAACCAAAGGUGCGGCAGGCUGAAGUGGUGCUUCGGGAAAUCAAGCUGGUGUUCGUCGGGUGGAGCUGAAGGGCUGUGGGGACGCUCAAUUAAAACAAACGCUCAAUAAACACAAACAAGAAUCAUA